This is a messenger RNA of Astyanax mexicanus (Mexican tetra), 4649 nucleotides long. It is a transcript of the gene niban1a, whose product is annotated as niban apoptosis regulator 1a. The record is from RefSeq and is a predicted model, not a curated record. The transcript has 14 exons. The coding region runs from base 193 to 3108 and encodes 971 amino acids. NCBI's taxonomy places the organism in Eukaryota, Metazoa, Chordata, Actinopteri, Characiformes, Acestrorhamphidae.
CGUGUUCACUGCACACCUCACCACCACCACCACCAGUCUGUCCACACAGUGAACAGCUGCUCAGACUGAGACUGUGUUAGACUGCUGUGCUGAGACUCUGAGGUCUGACUGUCUCUGUGUGGAGGAGAAGAAAGAGAGAGAGAGAGGAGAACUUCAACCUGAGGGGAGCAGGACUCAACCAAACUCACCACCAUGGGAUUAUCUUCAUCCAAUCUGCUGGAUGAAAACAAAUCCAACACGAUUAAAGGACGGGCACAGGCAGAGCUGAAGAACUUUGCGCCCUUCUACAAGAAGCAGUACACCCUGGCCUACUUGUCCCACAUCCAUGAAGAGCUGGUCCAACGCAAAGAGCAGCACACGCAACUACUCAAACAGAGGGAGCCACCUGGAGCAGGAAAUGUGUUAUAUGAAGACCAUGUUGUAUACUUCGAUGACAACAGGAAGUGGAAGGAAAGGUAUGCGGUGGUGCGAGCCAAUUACUCCCUGGAGUGCCACGAGAGCUAUGAAACAUAUGUGAAGGGAACACCUCCACUAUUUAAACUGCUACCAACUGGAGGCACCUCUCUGACUUCAGAGGAGACAUACAUGCAGAUGGUGGACAAGUGUUUCCCUGACACUAACAAUACAAAGGAGGACUUUGCUCCACCAGUGGCGGCUAUGCCAGGAGAUUUCCCAGUCUACCUCCGACUGCCGUACCGUAGAGAUUACUAUUUCUGCUUCUACCAGGAGGACAUGCAAACCAAAUUCAUUUCCAUCUUAUCCGACUGCAUUCGUCACCAGAACCAAGACUUCCUAAAGAAGAAGACAUGUGAGGUGCAGGCCUUUGUCAAAGCCAUCCAUCUGUACAGACAGGAGAAGGGGCACUAUGAAAUGUGGGAUAUGCUGAUUGGCAGUGAUGUGCGAGUGCUGGCAAAUCUAAUAAUGGAGGACUUGCUGCCAACCCUAGAGAAAGAUCUGCUCCCACGCCUGAAGGCCAAGAAGAUGGAAAAGAAGAGAGUGUGGUUUGCUACUGUAGAGGCAGCGUAUUACCUGGUGCAGGAGACCCUGAUGGAGGGCAUGACGGCUCUGAAGGAUGAAUGCAAAGAGUAUGCCAAGCAGAAAAGUGCACUAAUGCGUUCCGACAUGGAUCAGAUCAUGAACUCCAGAACCUUCCUGGAAAGCAAACUCAAAGCCACAGUAGCUGAACCAGCCACCAAGUACUGCAUGGAGCACGUAGAGCCCCACCUGCCAGCCAUUCUGGAGGAGGUGAUGGGCCCCAUCAGCCAGGGCUUUAAGGAGGCACGGGAGCUGAGCGAGUCCAUGAUGGAGCAGCUGUGUCAGGACUACAAGGACAGCAUGAACAAAGAUGAGCUUCAUCAGGCUUUAGAGGCGAUGAAAAAACCAAACUUACAGACGUGUUAUGAGAAAGUGAGCAGCCUGCAAGAUCAUAUCCAAGAGUUACAGCAAAGCUUCAGCUACCCCAACAGCAAACGACUGGAGCACAGCACUCAGAUAGAUAUACAACAGCUGGUGGAGAAUGUGGCGUACACAUAUGAGCUUCUUCUGCACAAAGCUGAGCAGGAAAACAGGAACUUGGCAGAGGCAAUGGUGAAAGCCAAACACAGGGUUCUAAAGCAAUAUGACUAUGACAGCAGUACAGUGAGAAAAAGGAUCUUCCAAGACGCUCUGAUCAACAUCACUUUACCCAGCAUUAAAGCCCACCUGGCUCCUACCUUCAAAAAGGAAUUACCAACAUAUGAGCAGUACAUAUUUGCCGACUACGUCCCCUUCAUCAAUGUGGAGAACGUCUAUGAGGACAUCCUGCAGCAGAUACUGGAAAAGGAAGUGAGCACAGUGGUGAAGGAAGCGGCCAGCAUGAAGAAAUACGACUUGUUCACAGAGUCCAGGUACAACUUCAGUGUCUCCAGCCUGCACUCCACCCCGCCAGGUUCAAUACCUGGCAGCCCAGCCCACAUCAGCACCUCCCCAUCCAGGAAACACACCAUGCCUCCAUCGCCUCUGCUGACCAAUGGCACUGUUCGAGAACCAGCAGCCCAGGUGGUGCUGCAGAAGCUUAAAGCUGUGGAGCAGGAGGUGGAGGUACAGGCAGUCGAAACUGGGGAAAAAAACAAACUGGAAGAGAAAAGAGAGAAAGAGGUUUCCACAGUUCCUUCCUCUGUACCUGCAACACAAACAGUGCAGCCAACAUUAAUGGAGGAGACUGUUGAAGCCAUACCUGCAGCCACUGAAGAAAACACUAAAGUUAAAUCUGCUUUAGCAUCUUUCCUCUCCACAGAAACAGCAGCACCAUCUGGAACAACAACAACUGAAAUCCCUCUAGCUGUUCUAAAGGCUGUGGAACCAGUAGCAAAUGGGACAGCACCAAUCCAGUCUUAUUCUACAGAAGACAUGACAGAGCGUUUGGAUGGAUUGGCACAGAAAAAUGAACCUCCAACUGCCACCAUUCAUCCCUCCACAGAAGCCAAGAGCAAUGCUAAUGCUAAUAUUAGCAUUUCCUCAGCUCCUCAAGUUGCUUUACAAGGCCCAGGACCUUGUUCUAAUGAGGCUUCAGUUGAAGCCCCCUCUACUGUAGAGGAGGAAAAGAGCAGCUCCCUUGCAGAGGCUGAGGCCUCAGUAGAAGAUCCUCUUCUUCUUGAUCUCGGAGAGAGCGAUACGACACUAGACGUGUUCCCUUCUGAUGACGUGUCAUGGGGGACAGACAAUGAGAGAGAGGAGGUGGAGAGCGCCAAGGGAGAUGAGCCACAGUCAGAACUCACAGUGGAGGAAAGUGAACUCUACACAACGGAUGAAUUCAUCAUAGGAAAUUGCGAAUCCACUGAAGAUGCUGAGGAAGUUUUUACACACAACGCUGCAGACGACUCUGAAUCUGAGGACAACGCCAGCACUGGAUCACCAGAAGACGGUAAAAAAAAUCCCCAGCCUACAGCUCUAGAAGCAACACCACAGUCCCAGCCCGCUUCCUGCACCGAGCAACCAGCAGAAACCCCCACAGUGGCACAGCCUGAGGCCAGACCCCUGGACUGCAUCAAGGAGAUCCGUGAUCUGGUGGUGGAAGUUAUCGAAGUGGAGGAAGUGGUCCAGAGGUAUCCUGAUGAUGGAGAAGUAUGAGCAGAGACUGCCAGACAAGUUGGACUUAAAAAUAAGAAAAAUAAGCAGAGAGGGUUGAUAGACAGUUUGAAGACAGUCGCUGUCAUGUGAGACCAAGAGACUUUUAGGUGUUCGAUGGGAAGCACUACAGUGGGUUUUUUUUUAAUGUAAAAUGUAUUAAUAUGUUAUAUGUAGGUGUAAGUUCAGAGGCCAUUUUACUGUUUUGUUUAAAGAAUGGUAUGGGUAACUCUCACUCAGUUAUGAAUGUAAUAUAUUGUCUUUUUUAAUCGUACAUUAUCUAUUGUAUGUAUUGCACUUAUGUAUUGCAAGCAAAUAUGUAUUUUAAAAAAGAUCUUUCUUCACAUAAACUGCAAAAUCUAAUUUAAGCAAACUAUAAACAUAUAAUGCCACCUUUAGAAACAUCUGUUACCAUUUGUAUUGCUUCUCACAGAUUCUACAGCACAGAAUCUUCUCUCAACACUACCUGUGAUUUUCUAUUACCUAUUUCUACCUUACCACCCACUACUAUGCUGCCCCUGUUGGAUAGGCUCACUUGCCCAAAACUAUACUAUAAGAGCCUAGCUGUAAGAUUGAGAAUUAAAUGUAUUUGUCGUAUUACAAGUUGUUUAGUUUGAUGUAUAAAUAAUACACUGCCAUUUAAAGGUUUGGACACACCUUGUCAUGCAGUGUUUUUCUUUAUUUCUUUAUUUAAUAUAUUUUCUACAUUGUAGAUUAAUAUUAAAGGCAUGAAAACAAUUAAGGGGCAUAUAUAUGUAUAUGUAAUUAUGUAGUAAACAGUAAAAAAAAGUGUUUGUUCACCACAUUAAUCCUCUAAUCUAAACCUGAUGAACUGAGAUGGUGAUUUGAGGUGAUUUAAUUGGGAUGAGCUGAAGCUUCACAGUGUGAAGGAAAAGCAGCAAGUAUUGUUCAGCACCUCCAGAAACUCCUUCAAGAUUCUGAGAAACUAUUUCAGGUGACUCUUAAUCAUAAAGACACUGAGAUUAAAAUGCCACGAGUGUGCAGAUCUGUCCUCAAAGCUAAAUGUGGUACUUAGAAUAAUAUAAACUAUAAAACAUAUUCUGUUUUUUUAUCUGUUUUUUAUUUACAAAGUAAUUCCACAUGUGUUCCUGUAUAGCUUUACUGUCUUUAAUAUUAAAUUUACAAGUAAGAAAAUACAUUAAAUCAGAAGAGGUGUGUCAAACCUUUGACAUAAUGUAAGUGUGUGAUUUUGUUCAGAUGCAGUUUUUCAUGUGCAUGUCCAACCUUACGAUUUUAAUGACAACUGAUUGGCUGGUUUAUUAAAGUCAAACUGCAUUGUUCUUUUUAAGUAUUUGUUGUAAUUAUCACUUAAAUAUAACCCUAAUAUUUUUUUACUGCAUAGUGCUGGUAUUCAGUUAAUGUGCAGGCUAGCGGACAUGAUGGUAAGCUUUCAGUCUAACAAAGACUUCAGCUGGCCUCCCCUACUUCACAGCAUUAGUUGUUGAAAGGCUUGUGCUAGUGAUUUGGAUGUAUGUACAUUUUGAGGGUGUAAAUAUAAUAUAAUAAAGUCUGUUAUGUGAUAA